Messenger RNA from Lachancea mirantina, 3156 nucleotides. Lineage: Eukaryota; Fungi; Ascomycota; Saccharomycetes; Saccharomycetales; Saccharomycetaceae. The record is from the annotation of a GenBank genome assembly.
AUGUAUCUGCUUUCCAAGCAGUUGGCGCCGCUGGUGAGGCCAUUUGCCUUUAUUUCCAGGCUCUCAGCGCGACAUCCGAUCCAUGUGAUUCUCACCACGAUCUUGUUGACGGCCGUUGCGUACCUGUCUGUUGUUGAAAACUACUUCAAUGGGUGGAACUUAGACUCCAAGAGCAUUUUCGCCAGGAACUACGACUCGGAAAGACUGCUGGAGGAGAGCGUUCAUUACUACCAUGCUAGGUCUUCAAAAGAUUGGAUCAUUAUGAGCAACGACGAUGUAGUCGCUGUUCCUGUGUCCGAGCACUAUUAUCUUGCUCCUCUCGAGUUUGACCUGAAAAAUUCUACGACCCUUCCGAUUCUCGACAACAUCAUUUACAGAGAGGACAACACUGUUUACACACUUCAACAUGAGAUUGAAUUGGCCACCCAGAUCGACGAUGGCGACACUGUGUGGAGCUUGAGACCCUCGAAUUUCAAAAUUCACGACAUCAAAAACAAGGUUUUGUCUGCUGCCACCAGCCUCAGCGAAAGAAUCAAAGAUGCAGAGAUUUUCGAUGUUUGCAUCAUCGGCACGGCGUACCUUGGCAUGUUCUAUACCAUUGCAGGGCUUUUUAUCACCAUGAGAAGAAAAACCAAGUCCAAAUUCUGGUUAGCCUUGGCCGCCAUUGUUUCCUCCACCAGCGCCCUUUUUUUGGCACUUUACGUAAGUCAAGCCAUUCUGGAUAGACCUGUCACCGCUUUGAGCCUCAUCGAGGGUAUUCCCUUUGUCGUGGUGAUCGUUGGAUUCAGUCACAAGAUUCAACUGGCUUUCUUUGUUUUAGAACAUUUCAAGAAGCACGGCCUCAGCCAGAAGCAUACCGCCGAUAAGCUUGUUUAUCAAGCCAUGUCCGAAGUUGGACGGCGUAUACUGCAGGACUAUCUUCUCUGCAUAAUUGCAUUUUUGGGUUGCUCCAUUUAUGCCUCCCAUCUCGAUGCCUUGAGAAAUUUCUGUAUUUUGGCCUCACUAAUUUUGACCUUUGAUCUACUUCUGACAAGUACAUUUUAUUCGGCAGUCCUAGCUCUAAAGGUUGAAAUAAACAUCAUCCAUCGCUCAACGAUUAUUAAAGAGACGCUAGAAGAGGAUGGUAUUGUGAGAAGUACUGCCGAAUCCGUAUCAGUUGCUGACACAAAAAACUCCCCAUCAAGUUUAGGAUCAAGCACGAGUAUUGUUUUGUGCAAGUUGUUCGUCGUCCUUGCCCUCAUCGGGUUUAACUUCUUCAGCUUUGGCGCAAGAUGGACAUACGCUACUUUCUCAACGCUAUAUUCAGGGAAGAGCGCAGAAUCUGGUCUUCCAGAUUCCAUACUAACCAAAAUUGCCAGCAACAUAGCCCAAGAUCUUGUCAUUUCCGUUCUUCCAGUUCAGCAUUACCAACCUAAAAGGGCCUAUUUCAAGGUCGAAGACGUCUUGCGCUCUGUUUUGAGUUACAUCAGCGUCUCGAUUCGUGACAGAUUUAUCAGUAAGCUCGUUCUUUUCGCCCUUGCUGUGAGCGCGUCAAUCAAUAUUUACUUACUGAACGCAGCGAGAAUCCACACCGCGUAUACUGCCAGUGCCUUACAAAAACAACACGCCAAACGCCAACGUUCGGCUGGCUCAGCAUAUUCUCUUUCAAAGUCAUCUAAUCCACAAAGUGCCCAGUCGUCGUCCGUAGAGUCGAUUGAAACAACCACCGCAAUUGCGUCGAAUAGCAACACCUCAGAUGAUGACAGCAGUACGGCCGAAGAAGCUGAAAGCAGCAGACCGCUCGAUACCCUUAUUGAAAUUAUGAAGGGGGGCAAGACGGCAUCACUUUCGAAUAGAGAAGUCGUGUCUCUUGCCGCUAAAGGCAAGUUACCACUGUAUGCGUUGGAGAAACAACUUGGCAACACGUCUCGUGCUGUAUUGGUCCGUAGAAAAGCCUUGGCUGCCUUAGCUGAUGCGCCAGUGCUUGCUACAGAACGUUUACCUUGGAAAAAUUACGAUUACGAUAGAGUUUUUGGUGCUUGCUGUGAGAAUGUUAUUGGUUAUAUGCCACUUCCCGUUGGUGUCAUUGGUCCCCUUGUUAUUGAUGGAGUUCCAUACCAUAUCCCUAUGGCCACUACUGAAGGAUGUCUUGUUGCAUCUGCAAUGCGUGGUUGCAAGGCUAUUAACUCCGGAGGAGGUGUUACAACAGUCCUAACAAAAGAUGGUAUGACCAGGGGACCAUGCGUUAGAUUUCCUUCUCUCGCCAGAGCAGGUGCGUGUAAGAUUUGGCUCGACUCCGAAGAGGGCCAGACCAAAAUCAAAAAAGCAUUUAACUCGACUUCCCGUUUUGCGCGGCUGCAACAUAUUCAAACUGCCCUGGCAGGAAAUUUAUUAUUUAUUCGCUUCAGAACAACUACAGGUGAUGCGAUGGGAAUGAACAUGAUCUCAAAGGGGGUUGAGUUUUCGCUGAAGCAGAUGACAGAAGAAUUGGGCUGGCCAGACAUGGAAGUAGUGUCUGUUUCUGGUAAUUAUUGUACCGACAAAAAGCCUGCUGCUAUCAACUGGAUUGAAGGUCGUGGUAAGAGCGUGGUAGCAGAGGCCAUAAUUCCUGGUGAAGUUGUACGCAAAGUGUUGAAAAGUGAUGUUAAUGCUCUGAUUGAACUCAACGUCACGAAGAAUUUGAUAGGUUCUGCAAUGGCGGGCUCUAUUGGAGGCUACAAUGCCCACGCUGCCAACCUUGUGACCGCAGUAUAUCUAGCUCUCGGCCAAGAUCCCGCUCAAAACGUUGAAAGUUCCAACUGUAUCACGUUGAUGAGCGAGGUAGACGGCAACCUAAGAAUAUCUGUCUCGAUGCCCUCCAUUGAGGUCGGAACGAUCGGCGGAGGUACCAUUUUGGAGCCACAAUCUGCCAUGUUGGACCUGCUAGGUGUCCGUGGGCCUCACCCUAUCACUCCAGGUACGAACGCGCGCCAGCUUGCCAAGAUUGUUGCAUCUGCCGUUCUUGCUGGUGAGCUAUCGCUGGCCUCUGCUCUUGCUGCGGGCCAUCUCGUCCAAAGUCAUAUGAUCCACAAUCGGGGUAAACCUGCUCCUUCAGCUGCUACCUCCUCGCCAGCUACUUCGUCUCCAGCCGAUGUGAAAAGAUUACAAGAAGGUUCUGUGACCUGCAUAAAGUCCUAA